CUCGGUGAGGGUGUACACGUGACGCGUCACCGCCAACUUACCUUUUAUCGGCCGGUCUUUGAUAAUGCUAAUAAACAAAAAAGCAUCGGAACGGGAACAAGUUUUGCACUCCGCCAAUCAGAAACGCUAAAACACAAAACAAAGCGGCAAACAGCAAGAGAAAGCGAACUUGACAACAAACAAACAUGUGAAUUCUUUAUGACAUUAUCGAUUCGGAAGAAUAGUGCCGAAAAUAUUACGUUCUAGUGCAAAUUGUUCUAGUGAGAUGGUUUAGUGAUUUUUCCCAAUCGCCCUCCGGAUUAGAACACAAGAAAGAUACAGUGGUGGCUUUGUGCGGUCAACGAACAGGUUAUAAUAGUCAAAGAUGUCCAGUAGAAGUCUGAGUUUUGCGGCAUGCACUGUUACCAUCAUCCUGGCCGUCGCGGUUUCAUACACACAAGGUACGCCUUUUUCCGGAAUUCACCGACGACAGUCUCCAAAUUUGCGUGUCUUAGGUGGUUGCGAGUUCAAGAAAUCGUGGAUCGGCAGGUGGUUCUUAAGUGGCGUUCCUAACCUUAUCUACAUCAACUCGACGCAUAUAGAGACGAAGGGCGAGUGCUAUGAGGAGCAAGGGGACAAGUACCUCGUUUACGACAAAACCGAAGAUUGCUACAGGUGCUUGGCCAUUCACGAGAAACACCAAAGCGUUCUCCAAUACAAAGAAACUUUUUGUGAGACCAAAGCGUCCCUACAAGAAAUUUGCUACGGGAUAACGGGAGACGCACCUUUAUACAGCAUGUUUCGUAAACAUCCCGAAGCCAAACCUGUGCCGUGUCCCUUCAGGAGUGCCCCUUUUACCUUCAGCUACAACAGGGGCUCGGGUGACUGCAACAAUCCACCGAGCAAGGCCGAGAGUUGCACAGACGAUUCUCGCCUGGUUUUAAAGUAUCAGGCUUGUCCUGACGUUCCAUCCACCGAAAGCAACGUGGAGGAACUCGUAUGCCUAGCAACAUGGAAAGAAGGCUCGACUCGAUACCUCAUCGGUCGCAUUUCUCAAGGCAACCGCCGCAAUUUGAUCUCCGACGAAGACCAGUACCGAUGCUUCAUCUACCAAAAGAACACAGAGAACAGCAAGAGCGUGUACAACGUCGCCCAAUCAGGAGACGCCACGUGCAACGGGCUCCAGAACGCCUUCGAAGGCAGCAGAACCAUGAAGCUCACUACGGUAGAUAACCACCACAACCGUUGCAAGUUUCCGCUAUGGAUAACGGACCAUCACACUUGGCUCAGUCUAGACCACCACAAAACUUACAAAUUUAGCCAAAGAAACGCCACGCUCAAAAUACUAGACGACGAAGCGCCUAAACCGAACAAAGUUCACCAAAACUUCGCCUUCGGAUUCCAACAGCUCGGAUUCGAGUCGCAGGAUCAGAGAAAGCAGAACUCGGAAAUGAGAGUGGUGUGUCAUAUGAUUUUGCAAUCACACGAUCAUAAGAAAGUUCAGAUUGUGGCUCAUGUUACGGCUGGAUGCGAUAGCGGCUACGUCUGCAUGAUGUUCUACAAACGAGAUUCGAAUGUGAUCGAGUUGCAGCAAUCAGAAAACUAUUUCGAGAACCCCGAUGAAGCUUGUGCCAACUUUAAUCCGACAACAACCCCAUAUACGACUUUAAUUACUACAAAUCUACACACCAAAAAGUGUCCCCAUCUUGGUCGAUACACGUUGUUCAACGUCGUCUCGUCGACUCCAGAAAAGCGGAAAAAGCGCCAGCAACCCGACGAUGGCACGUCUAAUCAACUUUCAGCCGAUUGUUAUUCCCACAAUUACGAAGCUCUCGCAGUAGGCUGCGGCGGUUCGCACGGCAUGGAAUUUCGCUCAUCGUGUGCCCAGCAGACCAUUAGCGAAUAUUCCUGUCAUGGCAGCUGGGAAGAAAAUGGAAUUUCGUACGUCAUCGCGUCACCUGUGGCAAGAAAGUCGACUGACGCGCUGCGUUAUUGUUUCAUUUAUACGUUGUCGAACCAACCAGAGACGACCGUCAUCGAAGGCUCGCUGGGCAAGAAGGUCGAGCCUCCCGUAUUGCGUCUGAGUGGAGUUGCCGAGACUUGUAAAAGAAGCGUCAUACCGGGAGUCACGGGGAUUUGGGCCUUCAAUUUCACUAGUAACGGAACCUGCGCCGUCGACAACGAAAAUUCCAGUUCCAUCGUAAUUCCGACGUUUCUGAUCGUCCUAUCUUCAGUAUUGGCGGCGCUCGUUAUAAGAUGAUGAAGACGAACGGUUUUACAUACUCUGUCUGAGUAUUAAGUGGUUACGAAAGAACUUAGUAAAAGAAUUCGAUUUUUAUUCUUCGUUUACGUUUUCGUUUCGUUCGGAUAAAUGUUGGCUUCGAUUUUUGUGUACACUUUAAUUAUACAAGCAUGUAUUUUAUCGUAAUAAUAAUGUGGAGCUUAACGGUACAACGAAUGUUUUAGUUCUUGUGCUUGUGUAAUUAAGGGUUUUAUUUAUUAUUUUUUUGUUUCGGAAAAGAUGUAUGUAAUAGCACAAAUUGUAUAUUUACGUAUCUUGCCUGUAUAUAAUUUACGCGUUUGUUUUCUAAAAAUGAAAAACAUUGAAAAUACUGUGAUGGAAAGUAGCUUGUUGAAAAAGGUGGUUAUUAAAAUGUUUUAUACCUAUUUUCUCUUGCCAUUAUUACUGUAGCGACUCAAAUAUUCAUUUGUUGUAUACAUAUGAUAGGUGUUGCCUCCCUUAUUGUACUUCUAGACAAAUUCUAAACAUCUAGAAUGGAAGAUGAAACAAGCUAUUGUCUGUUAGAAGAUUAAAAUUUAGACGUACAUUUUAUACCGGACACGACACAGUAUUCUGAACAGUAGAAAUAUAUUAAGAUUUUAUAUAUUUGGUACUGCCAAUACUUGUAAUUAAAAAAAAAACAAACGGGGUAAUCAUAUUCCUGUCUUUAGACGAGUUCGUAGGAAGCGACGCUGAUUACCCAAGGGAUAGUAGUUUCGUUAUUCAAGAGUAUACAGAGGGAAGAGGUAUAUUUUAAAAAAAUAAAAAAAGAAACUAAAAGAUUGUAAAGUUGUACAUAAAAGCUAGUUCAGAGUAGACUUAUAAGAAUGUUACAAAGAACGAACUGGAUUAUGGUAUAUAAGACGUUUUUAGUGUUUUCGCAUAUUUUUUUAUGUAUUUAAACACUAUUUUUUACUUCACAAGCCAAGAUUUUUCAUGUAAUAUAAUGUUUAUAUUAUAAUAAUAUAGCUACGAUUUUUAAACAUAUUCAUACACUGUCGUAGACCGUUUCUUAGUUCUUUGUGUCCAAAAAUAAAAUCUAUUCUCACAUCGUCAUCCCAAACAUCUUCGUGGAUAUGUUCCCAUUUUUUUGUAUAUUACUGUAUAUAUGUGUUCUAUAAGUGGUUUUACUUGUUUUUAUAUUUGUACAUGUAAAAAAGACUGUGACGCUCUAUUUGGUUUUUAUUUUAUUAUUUAUUUUACGAAAAGGUCCUCGCUGCCCACUCACACUCAAAGCAUGUUCAUUGUUUCGAUCAAAUGUUUCAUAUUUAAGUGGCUUCUAUACAAAUCGUGUGUAAAAGGAGUCGUGGGCCUUAUUUUUCUGUGAUUUUCUAAUUUGCUGCUUGUGUAACUAACUUAUUUACGUUUUUUAUGUUCUGAAAAAAACAUUUUCGCCAUAAUAGUGUGUCCAAUUUUUGCUUAUCAUAUUAUAAGGGUUAAUUAUUAUAUUUUGACUACGAAAAUAAAGUGAAAUAAUCAAAA
Zophobas morio is the source of this 3742-nucleotide messenger RNA. RefSeq lists its product as uncharacterized. Lineage: Eukaryota; Metazoa; Arthropoda; Insecta; Coleoptera; Tenebrionidae. The transcript is spliced from 13 exons. Bases 365 to 2239 code for a protein of 624 amino acids. The record is from RefSeq and is a predicted model, not a curated record. Gene Ontology annotation, biological process: autophagosome-lysosome fusion.